This is a messenger RNA of Arabis nemorensis, 1839 nucleotides long. NCBI's taxonomy places the organism in Eukaryota, Viridiplantae, Streptophyta, Magnoliopsida, Brassicales, Brassicaceae. The record is from the annotation of a GenBank genome assembly.
AUGGCGACGAUUUCUCCGAUACCUUUCUCUCUCUUCUUCCCUUCUUUCCACUAUCGGAAUCCAUUGGUCUACUCUCGCAGCCAUCGGCAAUCGCAGCUUUUUGUUUCGUACUUGAACUCGACGAAGAAGAACGGUUUCGUCUGUUUCGCUUGUUCCAUCAAACAAACCAGUGACAGAGUUCGUAAGAGAGUGAAGAGCAACGAGGAGCUUCGGAGUGAGAUUAUGGAGUUCGUUGCUUUGGUUGGAUUCCCUGAAGGUCACGUGCCGUCAAUGAAGGAGCUCUCGGAACAUGGAAGAGUUGAUCUUGCCAACAUUGUUAGAAGAAGAGGAUAUAAGUUCAUGAAGGAACUUCUUGCAAACUCUGAUAUGGAAGACUGUAAUGAGUUAGCUCCUGAGGAUAACACGAUCAUGGAAUCAAGUACAAGUGGUCGGGGCGAAGAAGCAGUAGAUGUGGUUGAGGGAAGUAUGUCUCUUGAUCAGGAAAUAAAUAAUUUUAGAGAAGAAAGUGAUAUCGCAAAUUCAAGUCCUGAGGCUGAAGAACAUGGAAGUGUGUGUAAAGAUGAAUCUUUAAUGGCUGGAGUAUCACAGAACACGCUUUCUAAUUUGGGUGACAGUAACCAUUCAGGAGAAAUCACAGAAAAAACUUUGAAGAUUGUGAGCGUGGAGCUCGAUAAUAGAGCUGACAUUGUAAACUCAUCUUCCCAAGCAUCAAUAUCUGCAAACCAUUCUCUACUUUUGGAUGAUACUUCAAGCUGUUCAGAGAGAGAAGCCGACAAUGUUUUGGUGACAGAGGAUGAAGAAGAAGAUUUGUCUCUUACAUCUGGUCAUUACACUAGUCCAGAUCUAUCUCUCACAUAUGAUCAUUACACCAGUCCAGAUCUCAAUUACACCAACCAUGUUUCUGGCUUCACCUCAGAGAAGACCAUGACAAAUGAAGAGAAUUUUCAGGAUCAGCAGAUUGAUGAUAUUGCUGGAAAUCUUUCUGGUAGUGUUGAUGAUAGUUUAGUUGAGUCUGAUGAUAAGAAUUGGAGGUUAGGACUUUCUUCUUCCACUUCAAGCAUAGAAGAAAAAACAACCAGAUUUAUUCAGAAUGGGUACUUGGAUACAGUUGAUGAUGAUGAACAUGACAUACCGAAUGUAAGCUGUCCUGAAGAAACCACAGAAAGUGCAGAAACAACCAAAGGUGGUGAGUACAUAGGAGACAGUCAUGGUACUCAGAGAAGUGCGAGUACGGCGCCAAAUGGAAGUGCCGUAGCAUUGGAGAAGAUUACCUAUGCUACAGAAGUUAAUAGCUCUAACGGGAACAGUGAUCAGAGAGAUGGGAAUGCUGACCUGGACAAGGAUUCACAUGAUGAGACUAUGAAACGGGAAAAUCAGGUUGAAAUUACUCGGCUGAGUUUCAUGCUGCGUCAAAAGGAACAGGAGCUGUCAAGGUUGAAGGAGCAGAUUGAAAAGGAAAAGCUGUCUCUUUCAGUUCUUCAAAGAAAAGCUGAAACAGAGAUCCAAAAGGCCCAAAUGCUUAUCUCAGAGAAGGAUGUUGAAUUGCAAGAAGCUGAGGAAAGUCUUUUAGGACUACAAGAGGUUGAGAUUGAAUAUUGUGGAGAUGGUAAUGUUGUGGAGGUCACUGGCAGCUUCAAUGGCUGGGAACACCGAGUGGGACUUGAACUUCAAGCAUCCAAGUCAACCGGGAAACGGAAAUGCUGGUCAACAUUACUGUGGUUAUAUCCUGGUACGUACGAGAUAAAGUUCAUCGUAGACGGUCAAUGGACAACGGAUCCUCAAAGAGAUUCGGUUACUAGAGGACACAUCACAAACAACAUUCUCAAAGUAGACAGAUGA